AUGUACAAGUCCACUACUUCCGCAGCAGUCCUCGCGCUGGCCGCAGGCGCCUCGGCCGCCGACUACUCGGCCUGGGCCUUUGGCAACAUGUUCACCCUCGGCCCCACCACCGGCGACGCCUACAUCACCAAGGCCACCUGGUCCGUCGUGCCGCCCGCCGUCCCCACCGACGCCACCGACGAGAAGAGCGACCCUCCCUUCCUGUCGCUCUGGAUCGGCGUCUCCGACUCCAUUUCCGACGAGAACACUGCUCUCGUCCAGCCUCUACUCAACUGGUCUCCCGACCAGGACUCUCAGGGGUGCCCUGCCUCGGCCUCCGAGUGGUGCGUCGACGCUUCCACCUACUUUUCCUUCACCGCCACCUCGGACAAGAAGACGACCCAAAAGGUCACCAUGAACAACAAGGUCGUCAGCCAGCAAGAGGACGACGCCGGCUGGCUCCCGACCUACCUCUACUCCAGCAACGAAUGCUACCAAGACACCUGCGGCAGCGUCGGCGGCUACACCUGGUCCAACAUCACCAUCACCCUCAGCGCCGCCGACAAGGCCUUUGGCGACACCCUGUCUCUCACCGGCGCCUCGGGCGAGCUGACCACCGCGGAUGACGGAAAGACGUGGACUGGUUCCGUCAAGAUCAACGCCGACAACUUCCCUGCUAACUAG
Messenger RNA from Diplodia corticola, 663 nucleotides. RefSeq lists its product as uncharacterized. Lineage: Eukaryota; Fungi; Ascomycota; Dothideomycetes; Botryosphaeriales; Botryosphaeriaceae. The transcript is spliced from 5 exons. The coding region runs from base 1 to 663 and encodes 220 amino acids. The record is from RefSeq and is a predicted model, not a curated record.